UGCGUGGAAUGUGAAUCCGGUUUGGGGGAGUGUUGUCAUGGGUGUUGUCCCGAGGCAGUGUCGCUUUCCAUUUCCUUGAUAUUUCUUCUCGUGAAGAGAGCCUGCGGGUUAAUAACUGUAAUUUUCUUAGACUAUGAAUCUUAUGUGAUUAAAAUAGUCCGAAAUGACAAAAUUUAAAUCAACCAAAACAGUGUUUGUGGAGAUCAACAAUGGCUCUAACCUGAAUUUCACUGAAGUCGACCAGGCUGAACUACCAGAUUUAGAGCGGAAUAGUGUUCUCAUUCAAGUGAAAGCUUGCAGUCUUUCAAGCUGGCUUCAUUGUUGUGGAAAUGUGGGAAAGGACCCGGCAACAGAAGUGCUAUGUCAGGCCAUUGGCAAGAUUGGUGGCAAUCCUAAUAAAUCGUGUAAAUUGCCUGCCGGCCAGGACAUAGCUGGAGUUGUAAAGGCUGUGGGCGAAGACGUGACCACACUGGCCAAAGGAGAUUAUGUUGUCGGUAUUAUUCCACUGGACUAUGGACAGUCAGGUUGUGCUGAUUUUGUAGUGUUACAAGAAUUUGAUGUGGUUCACAUACCAGAUGGGGUGAGCUUUGUCGAUGCUGCUGGCUGUGUAGGGGAUGCUGUCAAAGCAUACAUAGCCCUUCAUUACAUGGGCCGUCUUGGUGGAUCUGAUGAUACAGUUUUGGUACUGAAUGGUGCCACAUCUUUGGGAUCAACAUUGCUUCAAUUAGCCCAUCAUUGGGGCGCCAGAGUCAUGACCAGUUGUUCAUCAAAUGAUGAGAAAACUUACAUUCAGAGUUUGGGUGUGCCAUUGUUGCAGGUUGUUGAGUUGAAUGAGAAGAACCAAAGCCUGAAAGCUGCUUGCAAUGCAGAAACAGGCAACUUGGGUGUUAAUAUAAUUAUUGACACAAUUGCAUCACUGCCCACACAAAUGGACUCAAACAUUAUUGAGGAAGAAAAGGUAGAGCCUUUGGUGCGUCCAACCAAACAUGAUAUAAUUUCUUGUUUAGCAGUCGGUGGACGUUGGGUGACAUGUGAACCCAAUCUCCAGCUGGAUCCCCCCAAUUCCAAGCUGUUAUUUUUAAGAUGUGCCAGUGUGGGGUUCCUUUGUGAACAGGCUUGGAUGUUAUCUCACGCCCAGCAAGGCCGAUAUCAGCACAUUCUAAUGGACAUCAUGAGGAAAGUGGGAACGGGAAUUAUUCGACCUAAUAUCCAUCAUACGGUGACAUUUGAUGGCGUUAAAGACGCAUUAAAGCACCUGCCAAAAAUCCGGGUAGGGAAAGUGGUUCUAACUUUGUAAGUUCUGUUGAUGUGAAAAAACUACUUCAUUCCUUGUCAAAGAAUACUGAUCACCUCAAACCAUGAUUUCAGACCAGAUUUAUUUGUUUUGUUUCUGUUAGUGUUUGUAAUAAAGACCUUAAAAGCAA
Molecule: messenger RNA, 1424 nt
Organism: Thrips palmi
Lineage: Eukaryota; Metazoa; Arthropoda; Insecta; Thysanoptera; Thripidae
Product: quinone oxidoreductase-like protein 1
Exons: 9
Coding region: 164-1297 (377 amino acids)
Molecular function (GO): oxidoreductase activity
Source: RefSeq, a predicted model, not a curated record